Messenger RNA from Rhizoctonia solani, 3294 nucleotides. RefSeq lists its product as uncharacterized. Lineage: Eukaryota; Fungi; Basidiomycota; Agaricomycetes; Cantharellales; Ceratobasidiaceae. The record is from RefSeq and is a predicted model, not a curated record. The coding region runs from base 1 to 3294 and encodes 1097 amino acids. The transcript is spliced from 7 exons.
AUGGCCACCAUUAGAAUAUCGUCGGCGUCUCCGUCGCCCCCUAUGUCUCCUGCUUCGCCUCGCACGCCGCCUCCUGUUUCACCACUCACGUCGAGCAUAUUGCGUGCAAAUGGCACUAUUGCAGACCUUUCCCGCUCCCUCUUCGAACUUUCUUCAGCCGAAUAUCACCCUUCUGAGGAUGCUGGCCGAGUCGAUGUUGUCUGUUGCUGCGGGAAUCGUGACUGCGAGGCCUCACGUGCAUGGGCCGAUGCGGAGCGCAAGCUUAUAGUCAGCGCAGAGGUUGGACAGGCGUUGUUGGAAAGACACGAGGCUUUCGAGCGGCGGCACGAAGCGCUUGUUAAGCAGAACGAGUCCCAAACGGAGCAUAUCGCCACACUCAACUCUCAGGUCUCGACCCUCCAAGACCAACUUGCUGCCCAUACGCGUGUGCAGAAGCAGCUCGCUCAGGCACAACUCAAUCUCGAGGCCGCAGACGCUGCUAAUCGUACUCUGACUGCUGAGCUUCAGGACACGCGUGCCAGUGUGUCUCGCUUGAGUGCUGCACAUGCUCGUGGCGUUGGAUUGGAAGGAAAAUUACGCACCGCAGAACAAGAGCGCGAUGAUUUGAAACGGGAAAUUACGGAGGCCAAUAAUCGUGAAAAAGUGUGGGAGGCAAGGGCGAACGAAGUCGGUGCGCGCUGCCGGAGACUCCAAGCCGAGAUGACUCAACUAAGGGAAGAAACUGAUUCAAUUAAACUAUCACGCUCCGAGAUAUCGAGUGACAUUCUGGAGGAUGCACGAGUAAGGCUUCAGAUGCUGCAAAACUCUUUGGGAAAGGCCUCAAUAGCUUCCGACGACCCAGAAGUGAUGCGCAUGCUUGAAGCGUUGGUCGCUGAUAAUGAGGCUCUCAAACGAGAUGCUGCUGAGCUUCAGAAUAUGCUAACUGAAUCGCGGGAAGAUGUUCGGAUGCUUCAGGAAGAGAUUGCUGAGAUGCGGGCGCGAGGCGAAGGCGGUCAGGAACCAUUGGCAGAAGAUGCUACCGAUAUGUCUUUCACACGCUCGACGCCACCCCCAUAUAAUUCCUUGUCUCAGGGGCUCGGUACCCAUGGGCGUAAUGCGAGCUGGGCAUCUAAUACUCGUUCAGGAUGGGCGGCGUCCUUUGCUAAUACUGCCAAAUCGCCCAGGGGAGCUGGUGCUCAACUGGAUCCGGGUAACAAUGCUCGUAGCCCGCCAGUAGGAAGUGCACAUUCAUCCCGUGCUGCUUCCUUCUCCGGUAACGCGAAUCGGUUGACAUCUCCAACUGCCAAUAGGUUCUCGAGGCGUGUACCAUCUCCAAGAGUUAUUCCGCCUCUUGUGAUUCCUCCAAUGAGGAGACGUGGCGGCAAGGGACCGAUAAGCCAUGAUGGAACUGUACAGGCAGACGACGAGACCGGAUCCGAAAACCCACUCUCUGCAGGAUCGAGUGCGCUAUACAGUCCUCGCGGCUUGGCUCCCCCAGUGAAUCAAUACCGGCGCGCAUCUGCAGCAAACAGCAUUGCCAGUGAACGCAACACCCCCUUGCCGUCUCCGGGCGGGGAUGGAGAGAGAACGCCGGCAGGCCAACCAAAGGUGGAUGCAGAAGGGAAUGACGAUGCCCGGUCUGUCGCAGGCGCCAGCGAUGUAACUGGCUCUGUGGUGGUGGGGAAUGAACCAGAAAGUCCUGAAAAGCCCAAGAAUCGUCGCCCUCUCAUGCUUCUGAGCCGCUCCAGGGGUGUGCAAACUGACGAGCCAGAGCUCGGCACAUAUAUCACAAACUAUUCAAGCUCACAUACACCCGCCGCCAUCCCAUCCCCGCGACCAGGGUCCAUCUCCCUUUCUACGAGCGACAUCCCUUCAUCUCCGCUACAUGGUCCUGCGCCCCCUGUCAAUCCUGAACACCUUGCAGCCUUGCUUAAACGCCUCCAACAAUCUGAUGUCCGGGGCCUCACUGCUCGACUCAAGCGCCAGAACCUUGUUGGCGCAGACUUGGCUCACCUUUCUCGUACCACUCUCAAAACCAUCUCGACAGAUGUACGAAACGAGCUUGGAAAUGGGAGGGGCUUACUCGGGAGAACCGUUCGCGAGAUGCUGGGAGAGAUCAUCACAUUGCGUGGAGUGGUCAACGACGUUGUGCUCGACCCGAACGCGAUCAUCCGUGUGCGCGAGGAGGCUUUCACAGGAAUUGGAGUACCUGGUACAGAGAGUGUGGCCAACCUUGGAAGUGUUGUCGAGCGUGGCCGGCAGACUUUGAUUAAAGGCCCAUCUACUGCCAUCGGUUGGAUUUCCGCUCCCAUCACCAAACUUUUCGGCAGUGCAACCGAACCCGACGUUGGGCUUGCAGGUGGGAAGAAGCGCCUUGCUCCGCGUGUAGCACCUGCCAUAGCCACCAGUACGACCACCGUCAAUGUUGAAUUUGCCCAUUCUGGGAUGAGGCGUGCGGUCUCGACAAUGACCGUCGCUCCGGAUACCACUGUCACGCCCCCUAAUGGAGAAAUGACAGCAGCACCGAGGGAAAGUUCUCGCCCUCCAGGAGACCCGGACCAACGCAAGGAACAACUCCGUGGUAUCUUUGUUGGUUCCCAGACAGUUCGUGAGAGGGAGCGGACCGAUAGCUGGGUUAUUCUUCCGAGGAGCAACUCGCGUAGGAUAGUCCGCCCUACCAAGUCAACUGCGAAUCUGAAUCCCGGAGACGCAACGGUACGGGGUGUCCGCCCGCGUCGAAUUUCCCGCAAUGUUGAUGCGGUUAUUGACGUUCCCCCAAUGCCAACUGGAAUGAGCCAAACCCAGCUGUUGGAUCGUGCACUCCGCCCCCGUGGGCUGUCCGACUCAUCAGUUCGAUCCACAUUUAUCUCCCAUGAACAAGCCCCUGCGGGAGUUAGGGAAGCGGUUGAAGUGGCGAACAGCUCACAGGAUCGUUUGGACGCUGGGGUCAACGCGUCACUUCCGACCACAGUCCCAGAGUUAUCUUUCAAUGCAUCCUCAGUGGCUUACGCUUCAACUUCGACCUCGGGAAGCACAGGCACCUCACCAGCUCGUGCGGUUCCUUCUCAAGUAUGGGAGUACCGGAGGAACGUUUGGCCAAGGGCCUCGACAUCUCGUUCAGUCAGUGAAAGCGUUCCUGCAUCGUUCGCUCCCGGACAUCGUAUGCCUCGAAGACCAGUUUGGGCCGGGGUUAUCACAGACGAAGAAGACUCUUUCCAGGUUGGAAGCUUCAAAGAAGGUGUAACAUUUGGCACGAGCUUCAUUAGGCACAAGGACCGAGCAUCCGGACGGGGUGCAAGUGAAGAUCUGGCUUGA